AUGAAAGAACAAUUACAUAAUAAAUCUCAUACUAGAUCUACGCAUAUCGAACUUGACUGCCUCCAAGUAUGAAACCCUACGAAGACUUCUCCAUAUAAAAGAAGGAUUUUUGGAAAUAAUAGGAGUCAGAAUCAGAGAUGGGCCAGUCCUGAUCAAAGCAAAAUUAUACACAGAGAAUUUAACUAUCCUCAAUAUCCUUUAAGAGACAAGAAGAGUGUCAUGAAUUUUAGGUUGGGAAAGAUCUGAAACCAAGAACUUUCUUUGCAGAAUUUAUACACAGGAUACAAACCUUCAGACCCUGAAGGAAUAGGGUGCAUACCAUUCGAUCAAAUAAUGAACUCAAAACUUGACCCUGAGAAGACAUUAGAAGACUUGAUGGUUAGAGAGAAAAAGUUUAUUUCUCCAAAGAUUACUCAAGAGUAUAAAUAGAACAAAUAGACAGAAAAAGGUGAUAAAAAUGAAUAAAAUAGAAAAUAUGCGUGGUACUAAUCCAAGGAAAUAUCCCAUUUCAAAGAAAUUCUCUGGUAUUUUCACUUUUCACCUUUGAUAGGAAGUGUGAAAAGUAUUUCAGAAAAUUUCUUUGUUAAAAAGCAAACUGAAGACAAAAAAAAUAAUAAUCUAUGAAGCAUUAUUGAUAAUAAAAACAAGCAACUUGCUGAUCUGAAAUUCAAUUACAAUUCCUUCAAUGCCAAAAGCUUAAAGUCAAACGUAUUGAAAAAGAGAAAUAAUUCAAAACGAAAAAUUAUUAGUAAUAGCCCUUCAAGAACAGAAAAUCGGGUGAAAUUUAACAUAAAGCUUCCAAUAGACUCAAAAAUUGUUGGGGUCCUUCCUUCUUCAGAGAAACAUAAAGCUCUAGCUAAAAAGUCAUUACAGAACAGAGCUCAUAGACAUGUAGCUUUCCUUGUAUAACUUUAGAACACUCGUAGUCUUCAUGAAUCUUUUAAAUAAAGUUGUGUACAAUGGAGUGGAGAUUAUAGACUACACAGACCUUUAUGAGCUACUUAAUUUUAAUAAAGAAACUCCCAGAAUGAAUCUAGCUUUGUUGAGCAAGUUCAACAAUAGAAAUUUCUUCUCUGAAAGAAAUAAAUUUGAGAACCUUCUUCAACAAAAGACAACUCCCUCUGCUAAAGAGAAGAAAAAUCUGAAUAAAAUUGAUGAUGAGUUUUAUAAGGAAUUACAAAAGCAUCAAGUAGUGAAGAACAGAUGGGAAAGCAGACUAGGAGACAAGCUCUUACUGAUAGAGAAGAUGGAUUCUUAUGAACCUCAUAAGAGAGAAAUGAGUUUGCGGAAA
Messenger RNA from Moneuplotes crassus, 1291 nucleotides. Lineage: Eukaryota; Ciliophora; Spirotrichea; Euplotida; Euplotidae. The record is from the annotation of a GenBank genome assembly.